Molecule: messenger RNA, 2456 nt
Organism: Diatraea saccharalis (sugarcane borer)
Lineage: Eukaryota; Metazoa; Arthropoda; Insecta; Lepidoptera; Crambidae
Source: the annotation of a GenBank genome assembly
ACAUUGUGUGUGAAAAAAGACAGGUUAUGUUUUUAACAUAAAUAAAGGGAACUACACCUUAAAGUUUUAAGUUAACAGCUAGUAUCACAAAUAAAUACACCAUGUACGACAGUAGCACUUUAUUAUAUUUGUGCAAUUUUGAUGAGCAAUUUAAUAUAGAUCACGAUCAUAUUAAUAAAUUAUGGUCUGGAAAUUGGACUUUGGAAAACGAAAACCUGUGUAAAGAACUUGUAUCAACUGGACUUGAUUCUGAAGUUAUCAAAAAAAUUAUAGAAAAUUGUAAUGAUAAAGAAAGUAUACUAUGUAUUGCAAUUAAUUCUUUGUUGUCUUUUUGUCAACAAAAUUGGAACCCACAUCCGAAAGAGCUUAUUCUAGAAGAAUAUCUUCAUAUUGCUUGGCCUGAGGAUAUAGAUAUUAAGCUGAAACUGCAACGUGAUUCGGAGCCUUUAUAUGAUAAUAUUUUGCAUCCAGAGUUGUUAUAUUUGUCUCACCAAAUAUUUACUGCAUUUUAUUCAGUAGAACAAAAUUUGGUAUACCUGUGGUGGUGUUUUCGUAGUAAGGUCUUGCAUCAAAGAGUAUUAGAUGAUAACAGUGCUACUUUAUAUUCUGAACUUGAGUUGAUUAUGGCAAAAUUGUCUAAUGAGCUUCAGAAUAUGCAAGAUAAACCCCGUCUUCAAAUAUUGUUGUGCCUUGAGAUUGCUCAGACUUAUUUAAUCUAUGGCAGAGUUCAGAAGGUUGAAGAAUAUUUAAUUAAGGCACGAGAAAUAGCUGGGCUGAAGCUAGAACUUACUGGUGUAUUAGGUAAACGAACAAAGUUCCAACAAGAAGCACUGCCACAAUUGGCAUUGUCUAGUGAGUUAGACGAGAGUGUGACACGUCCAUCAGCAGAGGAGAGCCAUGGCAACUCUGUCCUGCCCUCUGAUGUUGAACUCCAAGAUGAUGUUAGACUGAAUAAGAUUCAAUACUCUGAGCGAAUCAAACAAUCUGAGCUGCCAAGUUUAGAGCAAACAUUAUGUCUACUGACUGUGCAAUAUCUACAAAAAUCACAACCAAAAGACGAUUUGAUGUUGGAGGAAAUUCAGCCGUAUAUAGAAGCAAUAUUGACUCAAAAGAAAGGUCCAUGGUCAACGCGCGUAACAGCACUUCUUAUCCGGUGUCGGCUUGAAGCGACACACAAACGAACAGUAGAGCGUGCGAUGUUACAAUGCGAGACUAUUGUGAAUGAUAAAACUGGAGUCAAGCCAACGGACAGGUUAUCAUAUCUGUGGGCGACAGGGUUAUCGCCCGCGUGGACGUGGCGUCAGCAGUUAGCUGACCUGUAUCUGAGUAUGGGACUGGUGAAGGCUGCGUUAGAGGAGUACCAGCGUCUACAACUUUGGGAAGAUAUCAUUGUUUGCUAUACUAUGCUACAACUUCGUCAUAAGGCGGCUGAAAUUAUUCGACAACAGAUUGAGGUCAAUCCAACAGUGAAACUGUACUGCCUUCUAGGAGAUGCCACUGAUGAUAUAUCUUGCUACGAGAAAGCGUGGGAGUUCUCGAAUCACAGAAGCAGUCGGGCUCAGAGACAUUGGGGCAACUUUCUGUUUGACCACAAGAAAUAUGACGAGUGCAUUCCGCAUUACGAGAAGUCAGUCGAGAUCAACUCCAUACAAGAGAGCGUCUGGCUGAGAUUAGGAUACGCAGCGCUGAAGACGGAGAUGUGGGAAACGUCAGCUAAGGCGUACCGACGGUACACAUAUCUGCAACCGAACUCGUUCGAGGCGUGGAAUAAUCUAGCCAAGGUGUAUGUUAACCAGGGCGACAAGAACAGGGCCUAUAGGGCUCUCAUGGAAUCACUUAGGUUCAACUAUGAUAACUGGAAGUUAUGGGAGAACGUAAUAACAGUAAGUAUGGACACCGGACAUUUCGAUGAUGUGAUCCGCGGUUGCCACAGGAUUAUCGACCUUAGGAACAAAUUUGAUGAUGUGGAGCUUCUCUCUCUACUCGUGAGGGCCGUCAUACAAGAUCAUAAAGACGCCGAGGGAAAUAGUACAGCAAGGCUUAGAAAAAGAGUGUUGGAGUUAUUCGGUAGAAUCACCGCCCUAACACAGAACAAACCUGAGAUAUGGCAACUGUAUUCUGAUUUAAGUCCAACGUGUUUAUUAAAAGCGCAACGCCUUUUGAAAGCAUAUCGGGGAUAUACACAGAGUGGUAACUGGUCAAACAACCCAGAAACUUGCAAACAAGUGAUCGAGCUUGCACAGAAUCUUUUAGAGCUAAGUAUGAAGGCGCGACAAGAAGCAGAAGAGAAGGAAAUAUCGCAAUGUGAUCAGCAACUGUCGUCUGCACGUCUCACUGGCCAGGCAGUAUUGCGUGCUGCUGAGAAACAAGCCUGGCCGGGAACAGAGGAUAUAGUUCAACAACUUAAGGAACUUUUCGAUACUAUUACGGAAUAUAUUAAAUCUGUCAUGCAGUAA